Molecule: messenger RNA, 5031 nt
Organism: Anopheles funestus (African malaria mosquito)
Lineage: Eukaryota; Metazoa; Arthropoda; Insecta; Diptera; Culicidae
Product: multidrug resistance-associated protein 1-like
Exons: 6
Coding region: 228-4742 (1504 amino acids)
Biological process (GO): transmembrane transport
Cellular component (GO): membrane
Molecular function (GO): ATP binding; ABC-type transporter activity; ATP hydrolysis activity
Source: RefSeq, a predicted model, not a curated record
UUCCGUGAUCGGGUUGAAUCAGUUGGCUGGAUAGCUUGUAACGGUAAGGAACUAAAUUCGGUACUAAACUAGAAGCUCGUGAGUGUCAGUAAAGUGAAGUAUUGUGAGGUAUUGUGCGCAACCGAUAUCUGAAUACUAUAAGUGGACACUUGAAGCUAGUGAAUAGUGUAUCAAGUGCAUUGAAAAGUGUUGUGAAUGAUAAUACAGAUAGCCCCAGUGUCAGUCCAAUGACAUUCGAAGAGUUUUGUGGGGGUCCCUUUUGGGACGAUGAUCUUACCUGGCGUGAGGACGAUCCCGAUCUGACAUUCUGCUUUCAGCGCAUUAUACUACAAUGGACACCGUGCUUUUUUCUGUUUGUCUUCUCCUUGUACGAGGUGCUUCGUAUUGUUACCAGUCGGUAUCGAGAUAUACCAUGGAACUGGUACAACAUAACGAAGAUGAUCUUCACCUUCGCACUGAUGGUGAUGUCUUGGGUUGAUCUUGGCGUCGUCGUACAGAACCUGGACGAGCCGGAAGUGUUUGAUGUACAGAUACUGGUGGCAAUUUUCAAUGCCCUCGCCUACAUUAUGGUAAUGGCAUUGUACUUCUUCUACCGCAAGUACGGCAUCCGUAGUACCGGUACGAUGUUUAUCUUCUGGUUCUUGAAGGCUUUCUUCGGUAUUAUUCAAAUGCGCACUGAAGCAAUGUUGCACGAUGUGCGUGGCUCCGGCACAGGAGAUUUUGCCGAGUUCCAGUUUGUCAGUUACACCAUUCAGUACACGUUUGUCUGCUGUGUGUUAUUGCUGGAACUUAUACCCGACAAGGAACCAAGGUACAGUGAGUGGGCAAAGCUCAAAAAUCCCAACCCUGAGCUGAGUACGAGCUUUUUCUCGAGGCUGUUCUAUCUGUACUUCGAUUCUUACGCGUGGCGAGGAUUCCGCAAACCACUCACCGACGACGACAUGUACGAUCUAAAUCCGGAGGAUACAUCCAGGGCGUUGGUACCUCCGUUCGAUAAAUACUGGUUUGAGAGUGUAGAGAAAGGCCGUCGCAAGCAGAUCGCAGCUGAUAAGAAGGCUGGCAAAACGGGGCUUGUGUACAAACCGAACGCAGCAACGAAUGGAUCAGUGCUUCCAGCGAUGGUGAAAGCUUACGGCGGACCGUUCUGGUUCGCUGGAAUGUUACAGUUUGCCAUCUCGGGACUGCAGUUUGCAUCACCAUACCUCAUGCAGGAGAUGAUGGCUGUUAUUGCAUUGGAUGGUCCAUUUUGGAAAGGUAUGAUUAUUACUCUGGGAUUGUUCCUGACGUCGUUGCUGGUUGCGCUAUUCAACGGCCAGUACUUCCACCGGACGUUCCUCGUUGGAUUCCGUAUUCGCACGGGUUUGGUUAGUGCCAUCUACCGGAAGGCGCUUCGAAUUUCUAGCUUCGCAAAGAAGGACACCACCGUGGGUGAAAUUGUAAACCUAAUGGCCGUGGAUGCGCAACGUUUCUUUGAAUUAACGUCCUAUCUGCAUGUCCUGUGGUCAGCUCCAUUAAUUAUUGCACUUUGUAUUUAUCUGCUGUACGAGCUGCUGGGACCGGCUGUGUUUGCUGGUUUGGGCGUGAUGGUAAUUAUGAUCCCGAUCACUGGCUUCAUUGCGACGCGUAUGCGUGAUCUGCAAGUGGAGCAAAUGGAAAUCAAGGACGAACGAGUGAAGAAGAUGAACGAAAUUCUCGGCGGUAUUAAAGUGCUGAAGCUGUACGCAUGGGAACCAAGCUUCCAGGAUACGGUUGUGACUGUACGUAACCAGGAGUUAGAUGUGUUAAAACAUGCCGCAUACUACGGAGCAGGAACGUACUUCGUUUGGACGAUGGCACCAUUCCUGGUGACACUCGCUUCCUUUGCAGUGUUCGUGAUGGUCGACGAGGAAAACGUUCUCGAUCCUCAGACGGCAUUUGUGGCAUUGGCACUGUUUAAUAUUCUACGCUUCCCGCUGGCCAUGUUCCCGAUGAUGAUAACGUUCGCGAUGCAGGCCUGGGUAUCUAUCAAGCGUAUCGAUAAGUUCAUGAACAGCGAAGAACUCGAUCCGAACAACGUUACGCACAACAAGAGUGAAAAUGCGCUAGAGUUGAAAGAUGGCACGUUCUCGUGGGGAGAUGAUGCGCCGACGCUGAAGAACAUCAAUCUGGCACUUCGUAGAGGUAAACUGUCAGCUGUCGUUGGAGGUGUAGGUACUGGUAAGAGCUCGCUGAUAUCGGCACUACUUGGCGAGAUGGAAAAGAUGAAGGGAUCGGUCAAUACGGAUGGCUCUAUAGCGUACGUUCCACAACAAGCCUGGAUCCAGAAUGCCACUCUGCGUGACAACAUCCUCUUCGGAUUACCUUUCGACCAGGCAAAGUACGAUAAAGUGAUCGACUGUUGUGCCCUGCGGCCCGAUCUGGAUAUGCUUCCCGGUGGAGAUACGACGGAAAUCGGUGAGAAGGGAAUCAAUCUUUCGGGAGGACAAAAGCAACGUGUUGCUCUGGCUCGUGCUGUGUACGCCGACUCUGAGAUUUAUCUGUUUGACGAUCCGUUAAGUGCUGUGGACGCUCAUGUAGGAAAGCACAUCUUCGAGAAGGUGGUUGGACCAUCGGGAAUGCUGGUGGGCAAGUCACGUCUACUAGUUACACACGGUAUUUCGUUCCUUCCGUUCGUGGAAGAAAUAUUCGUCAUGAAGGAGGGAGAGAUAUCGGAAAGCGGAUCAUAUCAAGAACUGCUCGACCAAAAGGGUGCAUUUGCCGAGUUCCUUACGCAACACAUUCAAGAAAUGGACGACGAGGAUGAGGAUGAACUGAAAUUGAUCCAGGAAGCUCUUAAAGAUGGUGAGGCUAAGAAAAUCGUACAACGUGCAAUGUCCACACGGUCCCAACGAUCGGGUAGCAGCAAUGGAAGUGUACGCAAGAAGCGUAUCAGUCGAGCAGAAUCACGUAAUAGCAACAAACCGCGUGCAGUAGAGCAACCCACUCAGCAAUUUUCCGCUGCUACCUUAAUCGAGAAGGAGGAAUCGGCAACGGGAGCCGUCGGCUAUAUGGUGUACGUGAAAUACUUUAAAGGCAUCGGUCUGUGGCUUGGAUUUUGGUCGAUCUUCUUCAGCGUGAUCAAUCAGGGCGCAUCUAUUUACGCUAACAUUUGGCUUACUGACUGGUCUGAGGAUCCGGAGGCCGCAACGGAUAACUCAGUACGAGACAUGUACCUUGGUGUGUACGGUGGACUUGGUGGUGCACAGUCGAUUGCUCUUCUAAUUGCCUCCGUUACGCUCGCCUUGGGGUGUGUACGUGCGGCCCGCGAACUUCACCACAAUCUGCUCGAAAGCUCCAUGCGAAUGCCUAUGUCUUUCUUCGAUACGACACCGUUGGGGCGUAUCAUGAACCGUUUCUCGAAGGAUGUGGACGUGGUGGACAACAUACUGCCGCAAUCCAUUCGUGCUUGGCUGCUCAUGUUCUUCAACGUGGUCGGUGUGUUCGUGGUGAUCGGUAUCUCCACACCCGUUUUCUUGGCCGUCGUGCCCGCGUUCCUCGUGGUGUACUACUUGAUUCAGAAGUUCUACAUUGCCACCUCCCGGCAGCUGAAGCGUCUCGAGUCGGUCACACGUAGUCCGAUCUAUUCCCACUUCGGAGAAAGUAUUACAGGCCAGAGCACAAUCCGUGCUUAUGGACAGCAGGAUCGUUUCAUGAACGAGUCUGAACAGCGUGUGGAUUACAACCAGCUUACCUCUUACCCUAGUAUCAUCGCCAAUCGAUGGCUCGCAGUACGACUUGAAUUGGUCGGUGCAUUGGUCGUUUUCUUUGCCGCACUGUUCGCCAUGGUCGCCCGAGACAGCAUCGGACAGGCAACAGUUGGACUCUCCAUCAGCUAUGCUCUGCAAAUAUCGGCAACACUUAGUUUCCUCGUACGUAUGACGGCUGAAGUCGAGACGAACAUUGUCGCUAUUGAACGGUUGGAGGAGUAUACCGUACUUCCGCGAGAAGCCGAAUGGCAGAAGGGAACUGUGGACAAAGCAUGGCCUGCAGAAGGAAAGGUCGAAUUCAAGGACUAUCAGAUCCGAUACCGCGAGGGUCUUGAUCUGGUCAUUCGUGGUAUCUCGCUCAACGUUCGUGGAGGAGAAAAGAUCGGUAUUGUUGGUCGUACCGGAGCCGGAAAGUCCAGUUUGACACUUGGCCUCUUCAGAAUUGUCGAAGCGGCCGGAGGACAAAUCGUCAUCGACGGACUUGACAUCUCCCAAAUGGGACUUCACCAGUUGCGUGGACGGUUGACCAUCAUUCCACAAGAUCCGGUUCUGUUCUCUGGUACUCUGAGAGCCAACGUGGAUCCCUUCAAGAGUUACAGCGAUGAUCAAGUAUGGAAGGCUCUCGAGUUGUCCCAUCUGAAGGCGUUUGUGAAGGGAUUAGGCGCGGGACUGGAUCAUGAGAUCGCCGAGAACGGAGAGAACCUUUCGGUAGGACAACGACAGCUGAUCUGUUUGGCACGUGCUGUACUGCGAAAGACGAAGGUGUUGAUUUUGGAUGAAGCGACGGCGGCAGUAGAUCUCGAGACGGAUGAUUUGAUUCAGAAAACAAUCCGUACGGAGUUCGCCGACUGUACAAUUCUCACCAUCGCUCAUCGAUUGAACACAAUUCUCGACUCGGAUCGUGUUCUGGUACUCGACAAGGGUUUGGUAGCCGAGUGUGACUCACCCCAAAGUCUGCUAGCGAACAGAGAAUCCAUAUUCUUUGGCAUGGCGAAGAAUGCCGGAAUUGUAAGCUAGGAUCACUGCCACACUGCAUUGAUGCCUGGUGAAUCUCGAAUCGAUAUCGACUUGCCUCAAAAAGAGCUUGUAUAAAUCAGGUCAGAAAAGGUCGAAUGCUAGCACAGUUUUGUCGUGAGUCAGAAUCGGGAAGCGAUCAGUUCAAUACAAGCAAAUUUGUUUGACAACUGAUAAAAGAAAGGCAAUUGAAGCAAUUGCCAAUGGCCACUACCGGUAUAUGGAGAUGGCAAUAUUUAUUUCACACAAAUUUAUAAUGAUAUUGAUUAAAUAAAAAUGAUAUAUUACAAUA